Messenger RNA from Benincasa hispida (wax gourd), 1371 nucleotides. Its product is annotated as Inosine triphosphate pyrophosphatase family protein. Gene Ontology annotation, biological process: nucleoside triphosphate catabolic process. Gene Ontology annotation, molecular function: nucleoside triphosphate diphosphatase activity. The record is from RefSeq and is a predicted model, not a curated record. Gene Ontology annotation, cellular component: cytoplasm. Lineage: Eukaryota; Viridiplantae; Streptophyta; Magnoliopsida; Cucurbitales; Cucurbitaceae.
CCACAUUAGGGUUUAAGAAUUGGCGCCCUUCGGAGUGAACCGAACAAUUUGUUCUUGGAGUUCGACCCAAUCGCGUGACCGGGAAUCACAGAAAUCCGAAGCAGAAUGGCAACAAGAAUUGGAUUGGUGCUUCCUCGGCCGGUGACAUUUGUCACCGGCAAUGUCAAGAAGCUCGAGGAAGUUCGAGCAAUAUUGGGCAACUCUGUUCCUUUUCGGUCUCUCAAGCUUGAUUUGCCGGAGUUGCAAGGCGAACCAGAAGAUAUAUCGAAAGAGAAGGCUCGGUUGGCUGCUAUCCAGGUUAAUGGGCCGGUUCUGGUGGAAGAUACAUGCCUCUGCUUCAAUGCUUUGAAGGGUCUUCCUGGGCCAUACAUCAAGUGGUUCUUGGAGAAGAUUGGUCAUGAAGGUCUGAAUAAUUUGUUAAUGGCAUAUGAGGACAAGUCAGCAUAUGCUUCAUGCAUCUUUUCAUUUUCUCUUGGGCCUGAAUCUGAACCCAUCACAUUUGUGGGAAAAACUCCGGGAAAAAUUGUUCGUCCGAGGGGCCCUAAUGAUUUUGGUUGGGAUCCAAUUUUUCAACCUGAUGGCUGUGACCAAACGUAUGCUGAAAUGUCCAAGGAAGAAAAGAACAAGAUAUCUCAUCGCUACCGUGCUCUUGCACUGGUGAAAUCUCACUUUGCUGAAGCUAAUUACACCUACCAGAUCCAAGACUAAAGGUUCUCUCUAUCUUGUCUUGCCAUAACAAACUAUUUGCAAGCUUUUUGCAGCAGUGUUGAUAACUAGAAUUUUCUGUGCUGGUUGUUGGAGCUUGAAAGCCACAAUGCCAUGAUGGGUAUUUGACUUUAAUGCUCUUCUAAAAUAUUCCAAUUUAGAAACCACACUGUGUUAGAUGUGAUAUAUGAGAAUAGUUCUUCCAUUCUAAAUUGUAACAAUAAUUGUUAUUUAUGCAUGAAUGAUGGAUUAGAAGAUGGAUAAGAAGUAGAAGAAAAAACAACAAUAGUUAUAAAAAGCAUAUCUUGCUUUCAAUGCAAUGAAUUGAGAGAAAAAAUUAAGAGAGGUUAGGAGGGAAUGGGGAAACAUCAACUCAGCAUCUUUUAAGUGCAUGUCUGAAGCUGAGGAGUUGUAUUUGCCACUGAAAGGGAAAAUUUAUCCUUCUUCUACUUAGUGUCUCCUUGUACAUAUCCAUUUGGGAUAACUUUUGGGCCCAGAAAUGGAAAUGGGCCCAUUAUAGUACGGAUUUCCAUUUGUAGUCCCUACUACCAAGUAGUACCCAAAUGGGCCCAACUCACAUGCUCUUCCCUAUUUGUUUUUCCAUCAUCCAACGAUGGAAAUUAAUACUGUCCACUGUUUUUAUGGUAUCAUUUUCUGAUCUGUUCA